Messenger RNA from Loa loa (African eye worm), 336 nucleotides. RefSeq lists its product as hypothetical. Gene Ontology annotation, cellular component: membrane. Bases 1 to 336 code for a protein of 111 amino acids. The transcript has 2 exons. Lineage: Eukaryota; Metazoa; Nematoda; Chromadorea; Rhabditida; Onchocercidae. The record is from RefSeq and is a predicted model, not a curated record.
AUGCUGAUUUGCAUAAGUCAUGAUCGAUUUUACUCAAUAUUUUUCCCACUUUACACAUUAAAUGCUAAAAAAUCGGUACAAAGGAUAAUUACUGUCGCUUGGAUUGUCAGCUUCUCAAUAAGUGUUCUAGUGGUUUGGUCUUACGAGAAACCUUUUAUACUAAAUUAUUUGUUCCUUCAAAAUAAUUUUUUGGUCUAUCGAUUCAAAUACACCUCAACUUGGACAUUGGUAUUGAACGCUUAUUUGAAGCUGAUGAAAGCACCUGGACUUAAUCAAUUAGAUUUACUUGUAGUUAAUCCACGAACAUAUGUAAAAAAGUAUGAAGUAUUGUUAUAA